This is a messenger RNA of Erythranthe guttata (spotted monkey flower), 2930 nucleotides long. The record is from RefSeq and is a predicted model, not a curated record. NCBI's taxonomy places the organism in Eukaryota, Viridiplantae, Streptophyta, Magnoliopsida, Lamiales, Phrymaceae.
UUUACUCGCAGUUUCCCCCAAUUCAUACGUCCCAAAAAUGGCUGCCGUUAAAAAUUCCGGCCCCCCAGUAGACACCGCCAACCUGCACUCCGACGUCGUUUCUUUUGCCUCCUCCCUAGGGUUCUCCUCCUCCGCCGGAGCCACCGCUCCCUCCUCCGGCUUCAAAGACUCCGAUUCCAGAAAAACCCGCCCCAACAAGCCUCAGUCUCAAAAACCCCCAAACCCCCGGAAGAAUCCACCCCCGAGAAACAGUAAAUUCGAAAACCCUAAAACAAACACCAGACGAAACACUACAGCACCGCCUCAAAUUAACAAGUUCGACGCCGCCGACGACAGCAAUUUGUUGCCGGAAAACGAUAACAGCAAAUUUAAGAAUCUUCCGAAGCUCCCGCUUGUGAAAUCAAGUAUACUCGGGGUGUGGUACGACGAUGCUUCUAAGAUGGAGGAUGAAUUUAUUGGAAAAGACAAGAAAAUUGAGUACAAAAAUGUCGAUGAGUGGAAGGGUUUGGUGAAGACGAAGAAGGAAUUGGGCGAGCGGCUUUUGGCGCAGUAUGCGCAGGAGUAUUUGUCUUCGCGAGGGCAGCAUGGAGAUAUUAAGAUGCUUAUUGCUACUCAGAGAUCGGGUACAGCUGCCGAUAAGGUUUCGGCACUGUCUGUUAUGAUUGGGGAUAAUGCAGUUGCUAAUUUGAGAUCAUAUGUCCUCUUAUCUUUUUUUCAGACAGUGGUGAUUGAUGAAGUGGAUAAUUUCCUUUUUCGACCUCGUCUUGGAUUACGAGCCAAGUAUCAUGCUGUAAACUUUUUGAGUCAAAUUCGUUUGAGUCACAAAGGAGAUGGACCUAAAGCUGCAAAACGGUUGAUUGAUAUUUAUUUUGCUCUCUUCAAGCUUUUGAUAUCAGAGGCUGGAGCAGCACAAUCUGCUGGAAAGUAUAAUAAAAAAGCUUCUAGUUCUUCGAAAGAAGAUAAAGAGAAAGCCCCAGCGGACUCACACAUUGAAAUGGAUUCACGGCUGUUAUCAGCUCUUCUAACUGGUGUUAAUAGAGUUUUUCCAUUUGUGUCUAGUGAAGAAGCUGAUGAUGUAGUAGAGGUUCAGACUCCUUUGCUGUUUCAGCUGGUUCAUUCAAAGAACUUCAAUGUUGGAGUUCAAGCGUUAAUGCUUCUCGACAAAAUCUCAUCUAAAAAUCAAAUUGUCAGCGACCGUUUUUAUCGGGCCUUGUAUGCAAAACUCCUGCUCCCUGCUGCAAUGAAUUCUUCUAAGGAGGAAAUGUUUAUUGCACUCGUCUUGAGGGCAAUGAAGAAUGAUAUCAAUAUAAAGCGAAUUGCUGCAUUCUCAAAGCGUCUGUUGCAGGUUGCCCUACAGUUGCCGCCUCAAUAUGCCUGUGCAUGCCUUUUCAUGCUCUCCGAAGUCCUUAAAGCACGCCCUCCUCUUUGGAAUAUGGUGCUUCAAAAUGAGACUGCUGAUGCUGAUGAUGAUCUUGAGCACUUUGAAGAUGUCAAAGAAGACGACGACAAUCGGACUUUUCCUGCAUCUGAUGACAAAGUCAAUAAAGGUCAUAAUGCUGACAUCAGCAAUGUAUACGAUGAUGAUAGCGAUUCAUCACUCGAUGAAAACGGUGCUGCAACUUCUGGUUUUGAAGAUUACAGUCUUAAUGAAGAAGAUGAUUUACUUGGAGAAGGUGAUUUCGACAAUAAACUUGAGGGACCUAAGUCAACUUCUGGCAACAAAGUGCAGAGUUCUCAAAGCGUAACAUUGCCCGGGGGUUACGACCCACGAUUAAGGGAGCCUAGUUAUUGCAAUGCAGAGCGGGUUGGCUGGUGGGAGCUAACAGUACUUGCCUCACAUGUGCAUCCUUCAGUUGCUGCAAUGGCCAAUACCCUUCUUUCUGGGGUCAAUAUUGUGUAUAAUGGCAAUCCACUUAACGAUCUUUCACUUGUGGCGUUUUUGGACAAGUUAAUGGAAAAGAAACCAAAACAAAAUACAUGGCAUGGAGCCUCCCAAAUCGAACCUGCCAAGAAGAUGGAUAUGAACUACCAGCUAAUAGGGGCAGAAAUCUUGUCACUGGCGGAAUCCGAUGUGGCACCUGAAGACGUAGUUUUCCAUAAAUUCUACACGAACAAAAUGAAUUCCUCAAAGAAACCGAAAAAGAAAAAGAAGAAAACUGUUGAUGAAGAAGCUGCUGAAGAGUUAUACGCAGUUGAUAAUGGCGAAGAUGAAGAUGAUGGAAGUGAUGAUGAAGAAAUCGACAAUAUGCUUGACACGGUCAAUGCAGCAGACGGUGAUUACAAUUACGAUGACCUGGACAAGAUUGCUGACGAGGAUGACGAAGACUUGAUUGGUGAUGCGAGCGACGAAGAAGGUGAUGAAGAAGCGAAUUUCCCUUCGGAUAUUGAUGAUGAAGAUAUCGAGGACGAUGAGAAUGUUUCGAGUGAUGACAAUAUUCCGGCGGAGAACAGUGACGACGAUGAUAUUGCUAUUGGGGAAGCUGACGAUGGGAGUGACUUCGAGGAGGUGGAGGAAGAGAGCUUUGAGCUAACGAAGAAGAAGAAGCGAAAGUCAGGAUCUUCUCCUUUUGCAAGCCUUGAAGAAUACGAGCAUUUGAUCGAGGAUGAGGUGGCCCCUGAGCCUGAGUCUGGUUCGUCCACGCAGAAGAAGAAAAGCAAAUCGAAGAAGAAUAAAAAGGCGAAAAGAUCUUAGCUAUAUCGAAGAUUCUUUAUACACACCCGAUUUUUUUUCAACUUUCCUUUGAUUGAUUAUCACUGAAUUAUUAUGGAAUUUUGAUAAUGAGAUAAAAGUUUAACUAGUUUUUAUUCCCUUUUGUUGGGGAUAAGUUAUGUUGUAGAAAUUUCAUGAGUGUGGCUGUGGGACUUUUACACAAGAAUUCAAAUAUUUCUUGUUGAUUAGUAUUGAAAACUUUGCAAUAUUUUUUUUUUUA